Messenger RNA from Folsomia candida, 608 nucleotides. RefSeq lists its product as uncharacterized. Lineage: Eukaryota; Metazoa; Arthropoda; Collembola; Entomobryomorpha; Isotomidae. The record is from RefSeq and is a predicted model, not a curated record. The coding region runs from base 60 to 536 and encodes 158 amino acids. The transcript has 4 exons.
UCUUUCUCCUGGGUGGAAUACGACCGAUUAAGAGAGAAAUUCGGGCAGUCACAAUUAUUAUGCAUGGCGUCAUGGGGUUCUUGUUCUACUGGCUGGGUCUGGCGUGCAUGAUAACGGCGAACGCGAUUCCCGGCUCACCCGCGGCCUACCAGGAUUUUGCGGUCCUCUCUUUUUUUGGACAUCUGGAUAAGGAGGCUGUCUUCCUCAUUGUAACGUUUUGGAUCCACUUCGAUAUUGCGAUGCACGUCGUGAUGACGAUUUUGCAAUGUCGCAGUGACAAAGAAAUGAAGCUGACCCAACGUCGUCUCAUCCUCUUCUCGCCGAUUCCCGUUUUCGAUGAAAAGGAACGAUUCGACGCGCCUGGUCGUUUCGCCCGGAUUUACAUGCUGACCGCGUACAUAGCUGUAGCGCUGAUCUGCACCGUGACGAUCUGCACCUUCAUGCUGAACUAUUCCCCGCGGAAGAAGGGGCUCGGAUUCAUGUCCUGCACGCACGAGGGGACCGACAACGAAAUCCGCGAGGAGUACAUGUGUUAAGUCAUCUUAUCACGGAAAAAUCGCCUAUUAGUCAAAUCGACCCCGCGUAAUUAAUUUAUGACGAAAAAUGAA